AUGCCAGAUGCCAGCAUGAUGGUCAGGUUUCUGCAAAUCCAUGACAACGCAGACAAGAACAAGAUCGAAAAUCCGCCUCCAGAUGCCUUCGUGACGAUCUACUUCGACACGAAGCAAGACCGAGAGAUCGCCUUGCAGGAGAUGCGGGAUGCUGCUGCCAUCGGCGGCACGUGGACAGGUCCGCCAUGUCAGAACCGGGAACUAACACUCCUAGACCAUGCAUCCUUGGCUGUCGCUGUCCGCGUGGGGAGUUCGAAGCUCAGAGCCUUCCGGGUGGCAGAGGGUCCGAAUUUCUACCGCUGA
Molecule: messenger RNA, 303 nt
Organism: Symbiodinium sp. CCMP2592
Lineage: Eukaryota; Dinophyceae; Suessiales; Symbiodiniaceae
Source: the annotation of a GenBank genome assembly